Molecule: messenger RNA, 1589 nt
Organism: Cucurbita pepo subsp. pepo (vegetable marrow)
Lineage: Eukaryota; Viridiplantae; Streptophyta; Magnoliopsida; Cucurbitales; Cucurbitaceae
Source: RefSeq, a predicted model, not a curated record
UAUUCAAUUUGUUUCUUGCAUUGACAGACGGAUGUCACCUUUGAGCUUGAAAAGUUGAGAAUCAAACUAAGACAUGCGAGAGGAAUGUACGCAAUCGCUCAACGAGAGACGAUCGACGCCUCUCGAAAGCUGAACCAUCUAAAUAAACAACGAUCGGAGGACGCUAGGAAGCUCGACGAGAUCAAGAACAGAGAGGCGGCUGCCAAAGAAUUUGCAAGGGAAGAGAGAACGAAGCGUGAAGCUUUAAGAAGAGAAGCAAAGUACGUAAAAGAACGCGCCGAAAGAGAGGGCAUCUAUAGGAAGGAAGCAGAGACAAAAGCUCUUCAAGAUGCCAAAGAGAAAGGAAAGCAUGAGAAUGCUCUUGAAGGACCUCUGCAGCAAUACCAACAUUUUCAGUGGGAAGAUAUUGUUUCUGCAACAUCAUCUUUCUCAGAGGAUCUUAAGCUUGGAAUGGGAGCACAUGGAACAGUUUAUAAGUGCAGUUUACAUCAUACAACUGUAGCAGUAAAGGUUCUUCAUUCUAGAGAUGAUCACAAAAAGACCCAAUUUCUUCAGGAGCUCGAAAUCUUGAGCAAAAUCCAUCAUCCUCAUCUACUACUCCUCCUCGGUGCAUGUCCGGAUAUGAACUGUCUGGUUUAUGAGUACAUGGAAAAUGGUAGCUUGGAGGAUAGGUUAUACUGCAGAGGCAAUACACCAGCAAUUCCAUGGUAUGAGAGAUUCCGAAUAGCUUGGGAAAUAGCCUCGGCUCUCGUCUUUCUUCACAGCUCAAAACCAAAACCGAUAAUCCACCGCGAUCUUAAGCCAGCAAACAUAUUACUCGACCGAAACCUCGUGAGCAAAAUCGGCGACGUCGGUCUAUCUACCGUGUUCAACUCAGACCCAUUAAUGUCUACUGCAUUCAAGAACAGUGGACCAGUUGGGACUCUUUGUUACAUUGAUCCCGAGUACCAACGAAGCGGAUUAAUCUCGCCGAAGUCGGAUGUGUAUGCUUUUGGAAUGGUGAUCUUGCAGUUACUAACUGCAAAACCAGCAGUAGCACUAACCCAUGUGGUGGAAACAGCCAUUGAUAACUGCAGUUUAGAUAAGGUUCUGGAUAUAGAGGCUGGACAUUGGCCGGUGGAAGAAACAUAUGAACUAGCAAGAUUAGGACUUCACUGUGCAGAGAUGCAACGUAAAGAUAGGCCUGACUUGAAGGAUCAUGUGCUUCCCUUGUUGCUGACACUGAAAAAGGUUGCUGAUGAGGCUCGAAGUUUGGCCUCAAAAGUUCCAGCUCCGAUUCCUAAUCAUUUCAUCUGUCCAAUUCUUCAGGACGUGAUGAAUGACCCGUGUGUAGCUGCAGAUGGGUACACGUACGAUCGUUGGGCGAUCGAGAAGUGGCUACAAGAGAACGAUAACUCACCGAUCACGAAGUUGCCGUUGACAGAUAAGAAUUUGAUACCAAAUUUCAGUCUUCUCUCUGCAAUUGUUGAGUGGAACUCCAGAAAAAACUGAUACUUACAACCAUUUAUAAGAUAAAUUAAUUACAAGACAAAAUAUAGUGUUCAUAUAAUGUUCAUAUAAUGUAAAGUUCAGUUUUGAUUUUGUUAUUA